Cariama cristata (Red-legged seriema) is the source of this 852-nucleotide messenger RNA. RefSeq names its product signaling lymphocytic activation molecule-like. Lineage: Eukaryota; Metazoa; Chordata; Aves; Cariamiformes; Cariamidae. The transcript has 5 exons. The record is from RefSeq and is a predicted model, not a curated record. The annotation marks the transcript as partial.
AUGUCUUCACCCCUCCAUCAUCCGCCCAAGCCCUCGCUCCGGGAGCUGGCUGCCUGCGGCAUAGCCCACGGGGCGAGGGAGAUGGUGCUGGGUACCGUGGGGAAGGCGACGAUAUUGCCGAUCCCUCCCGAACUCCGAGACCUCACCCUGCGCUUCGGGGCGGCCGUUUGGAAGCGGGACACGGAGGACCCGCAGAGGAAGCUCGUCCUGCUCAAGUACUUGGAUGGCAACUACACCAACUACAUGCCGGGACGAACUCGGUUCCAUGAGUUGGACUUCUCCCUGGAGAUCCUGAACACCAGCCGGCAAGACAGGCAGCUCUACGAGUACAUCGUCAGCAAGGGCUCGGAGGAAAAAGUCUGGCAGAUACAGCUGGAGGUGUACGAGCCGGUGUCCCAUCCCAGCAUCCAGAUCCUCAGUUGGGCGCUGGCCAACGGCAGCUGCACCGUCACCCUCAACUGCACGGCCGAGCGAGGGGACAACGUCUCCUACAGAUGGGGCAGGGGGGACAACAGAAACUCCGGGCUCUGCACCCACAACGGCAGCAUCCUGCACCUCUCCUACCCUCUGCACAACGCGAGCAUCGCCUGCGCCUGCACGGUCAGCAACCCUGUCAGCAGCCGGGUCGUCGCCUUCAACACCUCCGAGUGCAGCUACCAGCACGGGGGCAGCGCCGGGCUGAGGAUGGAGCAUCUCGUGCUGCUGGUGGUGGUACCCAUCGUCGUAGUGAUGGUGCUCACCGGGGUCUUCGUGGCCACCCAUUCGGCCAUGCCCAUCGCCGGGCAGGAGCACUCGCCGCUUGCCGAGGACACCGCGGUUCACACCAUCUACUCCCAAGUACAGCGGGUGGAG